This is a messenger RNA of Annulohypoxylon maeteangense, 1008 nucleotides long. RefSeq lists its product as uncharacterized. NCBI's taxonomy places the organism in Eukaryota, Fungi, Ascomycota, Sordariomycetes, Xylariales, Hypoxylaceae. The record is from RefSeq and is a predicted model, not a curated record. The transcript has a single exon. Bases 1 to 1008 code for a protein of 335 amino acids.
AUGGCUUCAAACGACGACUCGAAGGAGUCAGAUACCAAGAAGCCAGAUGACAAGAAGCCAGAAACCGACGUGGUCCCUCCCAAGGCUCCUUGGUGGGACAUGUCUGCCCAGAGAGUGAAAGUUAAGGAAAUCCUACUAGACGCCGAAUAUUACAGACUCGACAUCAGAUUGCAGACUCUGGAGAUUGUGCAGCAUAAGAGAGACUUGUGUCUGCUGAAGUUAAACUUCGAGGCGCGUAAAGCGGAGAUCAAAGCUGAUUGCAAGAAGAAGUUGAAGGUCCUUGAGCGCGACUUAGAAAAAAUUCAGCGCUCGGUUGACAAGCUUCAUAAACGCCGCUUGAAAGUCGAACGAAUCGCAUCUAACAAUGCGAAAGCACAUGAGAAGGCCGCCGAAGAAGCCAAAAGCCAACAGUCAUUCCCGACUAUGUCCGUGGGUCCCCAAGAACUCCUAGACCUGGGACUUGGCGAUCUCAAGACACUUGUCGAGGACAAGUUAGUCGACCUUGCCAUAGAAGACGACGAGGCUCACGAGAUAUAUACUACCACUCUCAUCAGAGAUGUCGCGGUCCAAGCGUCACGCCCGAGAAUUUCUUCCUCCCUAGCACCGGUGCGUAAGUGGAUGAAUCCCAAGCAGAAAGUGAAACAACUACGCAAGCGAUUCUUAGCAACGAGCGGACAACGCCAACACAAACGAGUCAUCAUCGAACGCACGAGUCCCCGCAUCGAGAUGAAGAAGAAGAAGCUCGCCGCGAUGAAGAGCACCCGUCAACAUUCCCGACUACAUCGGACGGAAAUGCUGUUCGGACCGAAGUUUUUCUAUCGUCUAGCGAAUGAGGUAUACCACUGGCACAUUAGCCCGCCUCGAGCGAUGCUUGGGUACUUUGUGCGGAAGGCGUACUGGAAGCGAUGGAAUGGUGCAAUCCCCGCUGAUUAUGUGAGAGACUGGGAUUAUAUGAUGAGGGACCUUGGCGAAUAUACGGCGGCCCUGAAGUGGCCUUGGAAGACUUAG